UCUCGUGAAAACAGUGUGUUUAUAGGCUGCAGUGUAUUUAUUUGCAGUGUGUUUUUAUUUCAGAGCACAUCACAAGAACGACAAGACACGAAAGAUGCAGCUUGCCAAACGGAUGAUCCGUGUGUGGCAUCUCGUGGGACACAACUGUCUCAUAUGACAUUAAGAUCUCAUAUACGAAGCAAAGGCAUACAGGCAACAGUGAUGUGCCAAAGUGUGGCAGUAGGUGCCACUGCUCCUUCAGUCUAUGGGCCAUUAUCUUCAACUCCUUUGAAGGGUGUGAGGACAGCAAAGAGACCUCGCCUUGAAUUUGAGGAAGAGGAGGAGGAGGAGGUUCAUGAUGUUCCCUAUGCAGGCCUUGAUCCUCAAGAUUCCACAUUCAAUCCUGCACAGUCAGUAACAACGGAGACAGAAUCAUCUAAGCUUUUUACAUCACCGGUAUCAUCGUAUGGUGAUGCAAAAUACAUUGUUUUUGAGCAAUGCCUUCUCAGCCUGUUUGAGACCUGCCCUGUGUGCACAAGGGUCUGCAAUGUCCUGCCACGCAGAAGAGGGACCUUUGUAGCUAUUGACCAACUAUGCCCUCACUGCCAGUUCUUCAGACAGUGGAAGAGUCAGCCAGUUACUGGGAGCACCCCUAUGGGCAACCUUCAGCUGUCUGCUGCCAUUUAUUUUUGUGGUGCUUCAUUUUCAAAAAUGAAAAAGAUUUUUGAGGCAAUGCAGCUGAGAACACAUACUUAUGAUGCCUUCAGAAGACAUGCCAGGACAUACCUGGAACCAGCUAUAAUCCACAAAUGGACUGAAUGGCGAACACAAAAGCUUAAAAUGCUCAGUGAGGCAAAGAGUGUCAUCAUCGGGGGUGAUAUGCGAGCAGACUCACCAGGACAUUCUGCAAAGUAUGGGAGCUACACAAUGAUGGAUGUGCAGACCACUAAAAUCGCAGACAUACAGCUGGUGCAGAGUAACGAGGUUGGGGGAAGCUCAUACAUGGAGAAGGAGGGUCUUAUAAGAAGCUUGGACAUCCUACAUGGAAGUGGUGUAAAGUUGGACUGUAUCAUCACUGAUCGUCACCCUCAGAUCCAAAAGUUCCUGAGAGAACGUAAAAUCCCCCAAUACUAUGACGUAUGGCAUGUAGCAAAAGGGUUGUCAAAGAAGCUGGAACAACUUGGCAAAGACAAGGACUGUGCUUUGGUGAAAAAGUGGCAUAAAAGCAUAGUCAACCACCUGUACUGGUGUGCCGCAAGCUCCGUUUCCGGACCAGAGAAGGUAGCAAAAUGGAAGUCUUUGUUGAACCACAUUCAAAAUGUCCACAGUCAUUCUGACCCAGCCUUCCCCAAGUGUGUACAUCCACCAAAGGCCACAAAGGACCAUAGCAAGUGGUUUCAACCAGGCACGUCAGCUCUUAACAGACUUGAAAGGGUCCUAACAAACAAGAGAUACCUUACUGAUGUUGAAAAGCUUAGCCAUCAUUUCCAGACAUCAACUGUGGAGUCAUUCCACAGUGUCAUCCAGCGGUUUGCUCCCAAAAAUGUUGUUUUUCCCUUCAUUGGAAUGUUAUGCAGGUUGUAUCUUGCAGCCUUACACUUCAAUGAGAAUGCUGAUCGCCCACAACGGAAGACAGCCAAGGGGAAACUAAUGUACAGGCUUCUGUUCCCAAAGGCUAAAAGGGGAGGUUACACCGUCAAAGAAGUAAAGACGGAGCCAACAAUUUGCUAUGUCUUUGACCUGAUUCAACUGGUGUUCGAGGAGAUCAUCCAUGACCCUCUUCCUUAUCUGGAAGCAGUCCGGCAGAUUCCUGUGCCCCAGACCCUGUGUGCUCAGCUCGACAGGCCUUCCAUGGACGAUGCUGUUGCUGCCCAUGUGUCACGGUUCAGUCGAGGGGGGGUCUGAACCCGACAUACUGCCCUGAAGCAUCCAGAAACUCCCUCCGGAUACGCAGCACGACACAAGAGGGGAUCACA
Molecule: messenger RNA, 1955 nt
Organism: Etheostoma spectabile (orangethroat darter)
Lineage: Eukaryota; Metazoa; Chordata; Actinopteri; Perciformes; Percidae
Exons: 10
Coding region: 154-1884 (576 amino acids)
Source: RefSeq, a predicted model, not a curated record